Striga hermonthica is the source of this 1428-nucleotide messenger RNA. NCBI's taxonomy places the organism in Eukaryota, Viridiplantae, Streptophyta, Magnoliopsida, Lamiales, Orobanchaceae. The record is from the annotation of a GenBank genome assembly.
AUGGCUGAAAAACAGAGCAAGCCCUGUCAUGCCAUUGUCAUCCCUCUACCAUACCAAGGCAUUAUUAACCCAUUUGUUAACUUUGCUCUAAAGAUUGCCUCAAAGGGCUUCAAAGUCACUUUUGUACAACUUGAGUUUAUCCACCACAGGCUAUCAAAGGCCCACCACGACGGGACAGCCCGUGUCGAUUUCUUCUCGGAGGCUCGGGAAUCGGGCCUCGACAUACGUUGCGUGACGAUAAGCGAUGGGUUUCCUCUCGAUUUCGACCGGGAUCUCGACUUCAACAUGUACUGGGACUUCUUGGUUCGUGAUUUCCCGGCUCGUGUCGAUGAAUGUGUUGGGAAUGUUAUUAAGAACGACUCGAACUCGGCAUAUUUCUUGGUUUCCGAGCCCCUUUCUGCUUGGCUCGUGACCGUUGCCGAGAAAUAUAAGCUUGUGAACGUUCUUUUCUCGACCAUGGCGGCUUCUGUUUUUUGCUUGACUUACCAUUUGGAUCUUUUAAAAGAAAAUGGUCAUCUCCACAGCAAAGAGAACAAAGAUGUGGAGAUCGAUUAUAUUCCGGGCAUAAAACCAAUAAACACAAGGGACCUCAUGCCGUAUUUAGACGAGGACCACAUACUUUUCGAAUCUAUUUAUACGGCAUUCAAGGACGCCAAGAAGGCCGACUUUAUCCUUCACAACACGGUUCAAGAACUCGAACCCGAAACAUUAUCAUCACUGAACAUUUUAUACCAACCAAACUACGCAAUCGGCCCAACAUUUUUUUUCAAAAGCACCAUCCACACCAGCUUCUGGCCCAAGUCAGACUGCGCCAGCUGGCUCGCCUCCAAGCCAACCGACUCGGUAUUGUACAUCUCGUUCGGGAGCCUUGUUCAGAUAAGUAAGCACGUGAUUGAGGAAAUAGCCCACGGGCUUCUCUUGAGUGGGGUGAACUUUUUAUGGGUCGUUCGAGAAGGUGUUCUCGGUUCGAGUGAUGAUGCCACAAGUGUACUGCCCGUUGGAUUUGAAAGUGAGAUCAAACAAGGCAAAGGGUUGAUAGUUCCAUGGUGUGAUCAAAUUAGUGUUCUUUCGAGCCGAGCUGUCGGAGGAUUUUUAACGCACUGCGGGUGGAAUUCGACUGUUGAGAGCAUGUGGUGUGGGGUCCCCAUGAUAUGCUACCCAGUAGCGUACGAUCAACCCACCAAUCGGAAAUUAGUGGUCAACGAUUGGAAAAUCGGGGUCGAUUUGUGUGAUCAAGGGAUGAUAGUUGAUAGAAACGAAAUCGAUGAAAGGAUUAAGAGCUUUAUGAGUGGGGAAAUGGGGAAGGAGUUGAGGCAAGAGGCGAAGAAGGUGAAAGAGAAAUUUCGUAAUGCGUUGAGCAACGGUGGUUCGUCCGAGGAGAAUUUCGAUCGGUUUAUUAGCGAUUUGAAGGAGAAACUAGCAUGUUAA